This is a messenger RNA of Microthlaspi erraticum, 1479 nucleotides long. The record is from the annotation of a GenBank genome assembly. NCBI's taxonomy places the organism in Eukaryota, Viridiplantae, Streptophyta, Magnoliopsida, Brassicales, Brassicaceae.
AUGUCGAGUGAGAAGCAAGCGGAGGAGGCAAUAGUGGUCUCCGGCGUCAGUGAAACGGAGGAUGACGUGGCCGGUAGAAAAGUGGAAGAUUCAACUGCGGAGGAUAUUGAUGGCGUCGGCGAUGGAUUUAGUGUGAAGAGCUUCCUCUGGCAUGGCGGGUCCGCUUGGGACGCCUGGUUCAGCUGCGCAUCCAAUCAAGUGGCACAAGUGCUGUUGACACUGCCGUAUUCGUUCUCGCAGUUGGGGAUGUUAUCAGGAAUAUUGCUUCAAAUAUUCUAUGGAUUAAUGGGAUCUUGGACUGCUUACCUCAUCAGUGUUCUCUACGUUGAAUAUCGAGCCCGGAUGGAGAAACAAGAGGCCAAAUCCUUCAAAAACCACGUCAUUCAGUGGUUUGAAGUGCUUGAUGGGCUGCUGGGUCCGUACUGGAAAGCAGCGGGGCUCGCAUUUAAUUGCACCUUCUUGUUAUUCGGAUCAGUCAUCCAGCUCAUCGCUUGUGCUAGCAAUAUAUACUACGUAAAUGAUAGGUUAGACAAGAGGACAUGGACUUACAUAUUUGGUGCUUGUUGUGCCACGACCGUUUUCAUACCAUCUUUCCACAAUUACCGAAUUUGGUCUUUCCUCGGCCUUGCCAUGACCACCUACACCGCCUGGUACCUCACCAUCGCCGCAUUUCUCCAUGGCCAGGCGGAGGGUGUGAAACAUUCCGGUCCGACCAAACUUGUGUUGUACUUUACCGGAGCCACCAACAUUCUCUAUACCUUCGGUGGACACGCUGUCACUGUGGAAAUAAUGCAUGCGAUGUGGAAACCAAGGAAGUUUAAGAGCAUCUACUUGAUGGCGACACUGUACGUCUUCACGUUAACGCUUCCGUCAGCCUCCGCCGUGUAUUGGGCUUUCGGCGACCAGCUUCUCAACCACUCAAACGCUUUCUCUCUCCUCCCAAAGACGCGUUUCCGUGAUGCCGCCGUUAUCCUCAUGCUCAUCCAUCAGUUUAUAACGUUCGGAUUUGCGUGUACGCCGUUGUACUUCGUAUGGGAGAAAGCGAUCGGAAUGCACCAUACAAACAGUGUAUGUCUAAGAGCGAUCGUGAGGCUACCGGUGGUGGUUCCGAUUUGGUUUUUAGCCAUCAUAUUCCCAUUUUUUGGUCCCAUAAACUCUGCUGUUGGAGCCUUACUCGUUAGCUUCACCGUCUACAUCAUUCCCGCCUUAGCCCACAUGCUCACCUAUCGCACCGCCUCUGCCCGUCGGAACGCGGCGGAGAAACCGCCGUUCUUUUUGCCUAGCUGGGUCGCAGUCUACGUGAUAAACGCGUCCGUGGUGGUUUGGGUGUUAGUUCUCGGGUUCGGGUUUGGCGGAUGGGCCAGCAUGACCAACUUCAUCAGGCAGAUUGACACUUUCGGCCUCUUCGCCAAAUGUUACCAAUGCAAACCGCCGCUUCCUCCUCCUGCGCCGGUCGCCGGUGCUCAACAUCGCCGUUAA